AUCCUUUUUUGUUCGUAACCACGAAUAGGUUUAGUAGGAGCUUGGCGUGCCGGCAGUUAUUAUUCAGGCAGCUGAAUAGAUCAUACAGGGAGCUCCGUGAGAUUCUGCGAAGCAUUUGUGGAAUUUGGCAAUGGCAACAACGACGGCAGCAGCUGGCGUCUCAACUAGCCCUUGCAAAGGCAAGCUAGACUUCGAUCGGCCCUGUAGCGCGGCACUGCCGGACAAAAGGUGCUGGCUUAAUAGCGAGUUAACGCAGUGGAACCAAGUUCUCCAAAGGCUCGUGUACGAGCUCGUCGAGGCACCGCGGGGCAGCCUGUGCCUCUCUUCGCUCUCCAACAUGACCAUCGUCGAAGAUCCCGACGUCGUCUCUCGCGACGCGGCGUUCUUCGUCACGGGGCUCCUCGAACGCCACUCUUGCAUCGAGGAAUUGAGCGUCUGCUACGCCCACGACGCCUACGAGAGCGGCGACCAGACGACGUACGCUAUCAAUCUACGCCCUUCGUCACCGGCGCCAGAAGCAGCGGUUCGUGUCAUGCGCUCCUUGUCCGUUCACAAGAUCUCGUUCGACGAAGCGCGACGUAAAGGAAAACUACACACCAUCGAAGGUUUUGACUCGCUGUUCUCGGUGCAGAAGUUGUACGUCUACGGCGAAGGGGACGAAAAGUUCACGGCCGAAGUUGGCACGAUGCUGCAACGGAACAGAAACACCAUAAAAGACUUUUCCUGCGUGUUCCGUAGGUACCCGCUCAAUUUUACGAAAGCUGUGGCGUGCCUUACGAGCUGCGAUUCGCUGUCGCUCGGUACAGCGCACGAUAUAGAAGACUUUGUCACCGGUGCGCACUUCGUUAGGCAAAUUAUGGAAGUGUCGGCGGUAUUGAAUGGACUGACAAUAAAUAUCCCAGAACGGGAGAUUUCAACACUUGCCGAAGUCGUGAUGCGAAGCACGGCAUUGACUACUUUGGAGGUGGAAUUCGACAACUCUUCUCCUACCCCCUUGUUUGCGGCGCUCGAGAAAAACACGACGCUUAGGGAACUACAUGUGGUAUUCGCCAAAAUACUUCCACACUGCGAACAAACAUUGGCAUCCGCACUCCGCAAGAACGUCUCCCUCAAGCAGCUCGAGCUUUAUGAUUUUCAAGCCGACUGCGGCUUAACGAACUUUGCUAAAGCACUUUCUCAGAACAGCUCUCUUGAACGUGUAGAGCUGACCAGUAGCUCACUGCGGAUGAGAGAAAUCUCAGUCAUCUGUGACGCACUUGUGACGAACAAGACGCUGAAGGAGUUGAGCCUUACUCCAGACUGUGCACUUAAGGCGGAGGAAAGAGCGGCCUUAGCCAAGCAGCUGACCAGGAACGGAAGCUACAACCGUGUCCAACUUCCUUGGGUGGAGGCUGACCUACCAGGCUUGUCGACGGCCCUGCUUUCUCUUUCCACCUGUCCCCAAGUGCUAAAUCUAAACGAAAUGACGCAAUUGUCAGAAGCCACCCUGAGUUCACUUUGCGAUACCAUUGCGCAGAGCUACGUGCGUAGUCUUGCUCUUGCCCUCAGAGUGAACAUAGAGACAAAUGCCGCGUCAAUCUGCGAAAUGCUCAAGAGCAGUCGACGCCUUCUAUACCUGCGGCUUCACUGUCCUCAGCCGUUUGCUCAAUGCGCCUUACAUGCCCUCGCUGAAAACAGGUGCCUUGACGGUCUGUCCAUUGAAAUCUACGGGAAAGUGACGAACAACACUGCGGAGGCUAUCGCGUUCUUCCUGGCUCGAAACGAGACAGUCACUCGUGUGGACAUGACUCACACGCGGUGUGUUACCACACACCAGAUGGAGGUGAUUUAUCGCGGCAUGUCGAACAACAGGCGCAUCACGGACUAUGACUUGCCUUUCCGCUUCCGUUCAGACUGCUCCAUAAGUUUCGAUGUCCUCGAAAAGCUGCGAAGGAACCGCAGCACGUUAUGCCGAGCUGUAGAGUUUGCAGAGCACCCCGUACUGGACAAACAGUCCGCCGAAGCUUUCGAGCUCUUCUUUAACAACCCAGGUUUCCGCCGCGAACUAGUCAAGGUCACCGGUAGGACGGAGGCUGAGGUGAUGCCACUGUUGAAGUCUGCUCAAAAUUACUUGCGCGACAACUACCUUGUGCUCACUGGCGUUGUUCAGCAGGACGUUCUCGAGUGUCACCCUAGAGGAGUCACCCAGGCGGACGCCCUCAACAAGGACUGUUGGCGAGCGAUUGUGCGUUACCUAAGUGUGAGUGACGUCAUCACGCCGCGUGCCUGACUUCUCCGCUGCAAACGAAUAUGGUUUCCGCAACUUAUGCAAUAAAGGUU
Molecule: messenger RNA, 2319 nt
Organism: Dermacentor andersoni
Lineage: Eukaryota; Metazoa; Arthropoda; Arachnida; Ixodida; Ixodidae
Source: RefSeq, a predicted model, not a curated record